Messenger RNA from Syzygium oleosum, 2586 nucleotides. RefSeq names its product two-component response regulator-like APRR5. The transcript is spliced from 8 exons. Gene Ontology annotation, biological process: cytokinin-activated signaling pathway; phosphorelay signal transduction system. Gene Ontology annotation, molecular function: protein binding. Lineage: Eukaryota; Viridiplantae; Streptophyta; Magnoliopsida; Myrtales; Myrtaceae. The coding region runs from base 76 to 2160 and encodes 694 amino acids. The record is from RefSeq and is a predicted model, not a curated record.
ACAACACACGAAAGGAAGGUGAUCUCAGUUUCCGUUUCUCCUCCAGUUCUUUCACCGUGUCGCGACGUGAAGGAGAUGGGGGAGGUGGUGGUGAGCAGCAGCGACGGCAUGGAGGAGAGGGAGGAGGAGGUGGUCGAGGUCGUCGGCGGCGCCGGCGGGACGGCGGCGGAGAAGCAGGCGGGGAGCCCGGGCGGAGUGGUGAAGUGGGAGAGGUUCUUGCCGAGGAUGGUGCUGCGGGUGCUGCUGGUCGAGGCCGACGACUCCACGCGGCAGAUCAUCGCCGCGCUCCUCAGGAAAUGCAGCUACAGAGUUGCAGCUGUUCCUGAUGGUUUGAAGGCGUGGGAGUUGCUGAAGGGAAGACCUCACAGCAUAGAUCUCAUAUUGACUGAAGUGGAAUUGCCGUCAAUAUCUGGAUAUGCUCUUCUUACUCUAAUCAUGGAGCAUGAUAUAUGCAAAAAUAUUCCAGUCAUAAUGAUGUCCACACAGGAUGCUGUCAGCACGGUGUACAAGUGCAUGUUGAGAGGUGCUGCCGACUAUCUUGUCAAGCCUAUUAGGAGAAAUGAAUUGAAGAACUUGUGGCAACACGUGUGGAGAAGACAAACCUCAACCGCAAGUGCAAGUGGCCGAGAAGAUGAGACUAAUGCGUUGCAGAAGGUUGAAGCGACUGCUGAAAAUAAUGCUACAAGUUGUCAUUCGAGUGGGUACAUGGCUUGUGUCGAGAGAGACAGGGAAUUAAUUGAGAAAGGAAGCGAUGCUCAGAGUUCUUGUACAAAGCCAGACUUAGAAGCUGAGAUUACAGAAAUAGAACAGGUGCCAGAUUUUUCUCGGCCUGGGUGGGACAAAUCUUCUGUGAAUGACAAUAAGAUAGCAAUGCCUGAAGAGAAAGUGAAAUCAACUCAGGAAGAACUUGUCUUGCAAGAGGAUUCUGCUGAUGCAGCUAUGGUGGAUGCCCACAAAUGUUCUCAUGCAUUGACUCAGAUCAAGGAUGCCAGGUCUGAAGUUCACAGGGGGGAUGAAAAUGCUGUCAGUGAUGGGUGUGGUGAUAAUGAUGGAAUAAUGAACUCAUAUAGACAAGCGAUUAACUUAAUUGGAGCAUUUGAGAAUAAUUCACAUGCCUGUUAUGUUGAUUGUCCAUCCAACUAUGGCAUGAGACAGCCAGACUUUUCACCACAUCUGGAUCUUUCCUUGAAAAGAUCUGAUCCUAGUUCUUUCGGAAAUCAAAAAACUGAAGAGAGGCAAACUCUUAAGCAUUCUGAUGCUUCAGCAUUUUCACGGUAUGUGAACAAAUCUUCGCAACCUUUGCGGCCACAGUCAGUUAAUGUUCCUAUUCAGCGGAUGGCACAUGGAAACGACCCUGAUAAAGAGGCUUUGCAUGUUGUUGAUGAUAGUAAUCCUGACACUUCUGUUCCUGUGCAAAGCACUCCAACAAGUAUGAUUGCAUCGGGAAGCACUCAAUCUAGGCAGUCCGAAUACAUCCUUUCGUGCCCUCAGCAGAGUGGUUUUCCGGCUCCCAUUCCAGUGAGAGGUGUCAGGUUUGACAAUCUAAGCACAGAUUAUGGUUCUGUGUUUCCUCGAAUAUACUGUGGGCAAUCAGUUCCCUCACCAGUGCCAAGUCCGAGUACUACUGGCCAGCAAGAUGCUUUCUUCCGCUCUGAAUCACUUCAUCAGUCAAGUUGUGAAAAUAAUAAUUGUGAUCGCAUACAAAACCCCCUCGAUCAAAACACAAGCAACUCCUCCAACCAGAGUAGGUACAAACAGGAGUUUAAGUUUGAUUCGUUGGAGGAUCGAGGACAUAUUUCGCCGGGUACGGACAGGAGUGCAACUAGCAGCUUCUGCAAUGGCACAUUAACUGGGCUUAGUAGUCUCGACUGUGGAAGUAACUCUGGAAGUAAUGGCAAUGUGAAUCAGGUCUCUGCAACGAGGCAUGCUGGUGAGAGCAUUGGUGGAGAUGGUAUUGUUGCUCAAGAUGGAAGCUCCCGACGAGCUACGCAAAGAGAAGCAGCUUUAGCGAAGUUUCGCUUGAAGCGAAAAGAUAGAUGCUAUGAAAAGAAGGUUCGGUAUGAAAGCAGAAAAAAACUCGCAGAGCAGCGUCCUCGAGUGAAAGGACAAUUUGUACGGCAAGUGCCUGCAGAUCCUGCACCCGGAGAAACCAAUCCUUGACAUGGCAUUUUGUCCACAUGUGCAACUGAACUAUCUGCUUUCAAAUGGGAGCCAUGGUCUUAAGAUAGCUGGAUUUAAGACGCAUUUUGAAGAACACCGCACCCAUUUGUGAUUGCUUGGUUAGUAGCGGAAGGACUUCCCAGGAUGCGUCUUCUGACACCUUAUUCUCACCCCUCUUUUGUGGAUAGAGAACAGAGUAAUCUGUAGGAUUCUUUUUAUCAUAGUACUAGAUCUAAGCAAGUCCUUUUCCCUUGCUUUUAGUUCUUUGUUUUGUGAGGUAUUGGCAUAUGUGUUGUAUUUAAUCAGAUAUAUAGGUUGUCCUUUUUUUUUGCAGAAGUUAGGGAUAGGUUCCACGUAUAAAACCGAAUGUGGCUUAUCAACUGGCUGCCGCUUGACACGAUAUGUGUAGCUAGUGUUUUUGUUUAA